Messenger RNA from Sugiyamaella lignohabitans, 1392 nucleotides. It is a transcript of the gene COX15, whose product is annotated as Cox15p. Lineage: Eukaryota; Fungi; Ascomycota; Dipodascomycetes; Dipodascales; Trichomonascaceae. Bases 1 to 1392 code for a protein of 463 amino acids. The transcript has a single exon. Gene Ontology annotation, cellular component: mitochondrial inner membrane. Gene Ontology annotation, molecular function: oxidoreductase activity, acting on NAD(P)H, heme protein as acceptor. The record is from RefSeq and is a predicted model, not a curated record. Gene Ontology annotation, biological process: heme A biosynthetic process.
AUGAGGGCAACUAAGAUCAUAACUCCAAAACUGGAGACUUCCAGAAAAUUUUCAACCACCACAAGUAUCCUAUCGGAUUCUACUAGCUUGUCAGACUCCUCCAAUAUUCAGCGUCAAAAAAAGCUAGUUUCUGAAAUCUUAAAUAAGGCGCAAAACAGCUCUCACCCCAAGACCUCAGCAAAGCGGACACCAGCAAACUCUUCGAAAUACGUAGGCUAUUGGUUAAUAGGAAGCGCUGGACUUGUUUUUGGAAUAGUUAUUUUAGGCGGCUUGACACGAUUGACUGAAUCAGGACUCAGUAUUACUGAAUGGAAGCCAGUAACCGGGUCCAUCCCCCCAUUGUCUCAAGAAGACUGGGAGAAAGAGUUUGAAUUAUACAAAGCCUCGCCAGAAUUUAAAAUUUUAAAUUCGAACAUCACACUUGAUGAAUAUAAAUUCAUUUAUUACAUGGAAUGGUCUCAUCGUCUUUGGGGUCGUACAAUUGGAUUGGUUUUCGUUCUACCAGCAGCUUACUUUGUUUUUGCCAAGAAGACUAGUGCUCUCACUACAAAGCGCUUGGUGCUAAUAUCUGGUCUACUGGGGCUUCAAGGAUUUAUUGGAUGGUGGAUGGUGAAAUCUGGUCUUGAUCAAGAUUUCUUGGAUCAGCCAGGGGCUCAUCCGAGAGUAUCGCAAUAUAGACUGGCCACUCAUUUGGGAGCUGCAUUUUUACUCUACAUUGCGAUGAUUAAUACUGGAUUGGACACUAUUAGAGAAUCUAGAUGGAUUCGCAACCCCCAGGCCGCUUUGAAAGAGAUCACUGCGUUGUCCAGUCCUGUUGUGAAACCAUUGAGAAGAGUUGUAUUUUCUCUCGCUUGUCUUACCUUUCUAACAUCCAUGUCUGGAGCUUUUGUCGCAGGACUUGAUGCUGGUCUUAUCUACAACUCUUUCCCCUAUAUGGGUGAAACAAUCGUUCCAUCUCGAAAUGAAAUGUUCAGUCCUCAAUAUGCAACUGAUACUUCACAAUUCAAUCUAUUUUGGAAGAACAUGCUGGAAAAUCCGACAACUGUUCAAUUCAACCAUAGAGUAUUGGCGGUUAGUACAUGGACUGCUACGCUGGCCAUGCACCUGUAUAGCUUGAGAUUCAAAGCAUUUGUUCCACGAUCGGUCAUUAGAGGUAGUGCUACUGCUCUGGGCUUCGUGACUCUCCAGGCUGCGUUAGGUAUUUCUACACUGCUGUGGGUAGUCCCUACCCCUUUAGCGGCCAGUCAUCAAGCGGGAAGUUUGGCUUUCUUAACAUCUGUUCUUGUUCUUCUUGCCCGGUUACGUUUGCCACCAUCUAGAGUCAGACGUCUUAUUACGUUGCUUUCUCAGACUGCUGAUAAAGCUGUUAACAAAGCAUCGAAGCGAUUAUAA